Myxocyprinus asiaticus (Chinese sucker) is the source of this 3978-nucleotide messenger RNA. RefSeq names its product rho GTPase-activating protein 42-like. Gene Ontology annotation, cellular component: cytoplasm. The transcript has 24 exons. Bases 192 to 2852 code for a protein of 886 amino acids. The record is from RefSeq and is a predicted model, not a curated record. Gene Ontology annotation, molecular function: protein binding; GTPase activator activity. Gene Ontology annotation, biological process: signal transduction. NCBI's taxonomy places the organism in Eukaryota, Metazoa, Chordata, Actinopteri, Cypriniformes, Catostomidae.
CUACACUUGGAUACUCAGUCUGAACUCCGUGAUUGAGCAGGGGAGCACAGUGCCGGAAGUAGGGUUUCGGGAUACGGACUUUUGGGAAAGUUUACACUAGAGUCACCUACUUUUCCGAAGGAUUAACGCGUUUCCGGGUGUCGGCGAUCGUCCGUUUUUGUUUCACUGUUCCAUUCAUCUACACUUCUACAAUGGGGCUCCCUGCGCUGGAAUUCAGCGACACCUUUCUCGACAGCCCUGAUUUCAGAGAGCGACUCAAAUACCACGAAAUUGAGCUGGAUCGUACGAAUAAAUUCAUAAAGGAACUCAUCAAAGAUGGCAAUAUGCUUAUCAGUGCGCUUAAAAGUCUUUCUUCUGCUGUGCAGAAAUUUUCCCAGUCCCUUCAAGAUUUCCAGUUCGAGUGUAUUGGUGAUGCAGAGACAGAUGAUGAGAUUAACAUUGCCCAGUCAUUCAAGGAAUUCUCCCAGCUGUUGAACACCGUGGAGGAGGAAAGACGGCGACUUAUACAGAACGCGGAUGACGUCUUGAUCACACCGCUGGAGAAGUUUCGUAAUGAGCAGAUCGGAGCGGCCAAAGAAGGGAAAAAGAAAUUUGACAAGGAGACCGAGAAGUAUUACACAGUUUUGGAGAAGCACUUAAGCCUGUCUUCUAGAAAGAAAGAGUCCCUUUUGCAGGAGGCAGAUGCCCAGAUAAAUAAGGAAAGGCAGGUCUUCAAUGAUGCCUCUCUGGAAUAUGUUUUCAAAAUCCAAGAAGUGCAAGAGAGAAAGAAAUUUGAAUUUGUUGAGCCGCUCCUGGCAUUCCUCCAGGGAUUGUUCACCUUUUACCAUGAGGGUUACGAGCUGGCACAUGAGUUUGAGCCAUACAAGCAACAACUGCAGUUCAACCUUCAAAACACAAGGAAUAAUUUUGUGAGCACAAGACAGGAAGUGGAAAAUCUGAUGAGAAGGAUAAGGUCUGCGGAGCAGGACUUUAAAGCCCCAGGACAGUGGACUAUGGAGGGCUUCCUCAAUGUCCAGGAGAAGCGACCCCUGGGAUGCACAUGGAGUCGACAUUACUGCACAUAUGAGAAGGGGACCAAAAUGUUUACAAUGAGCAACUCAGAGUUCAAGUCUGGAGGCAAACAGAAUGGACUGAUCAUGAGUCCCCCUGAAAUGUUUAAGCUAAAGUCUUGCAUUCGACGGAGGACAGAUUCAAUAGACAAGCGGUUCUGCUUUGAUAUUGAGGUGGUGGAAAGACAUGGCAUCAUCACACUGCAAGCACUCUCUGAAUCCAACAGACGACUGUGGAUGGAGGCUAUGGAUGGAAAAGAACCGAUUUACACUCUUCCAGCCCUUCUGAGCAAGAAAGAGGAAACAUUCCUAAAUGAAGCAGGCUUUAAUUUUGUAAGGAAGUGUAUAGAGCUCGUAGAAGCAAGAGGCAUAAACACAAUGGGGCUGUACAGAAUAGGUGGGGUCAAUUCUAAAGUGCAACGACUUAUGACCUCAGUUUUUGCAGCCAAAGCUCCUACAGAUAUGGACCUUGACCCGGACACCUGGGAUAACAAGACCAUCACUAGUGGGCUGAAGAAUUACCUCAGGUGUCUUGCAGAACCCCUCAUGACUUACAGAUUCCACAAAGACUUCAUCAUGGCAGUCAAGUCUGAUGAUCAGAACUAUAGAGUCUGUGCUGUUCAUGCCCUCCUCCACAAGCUGCCAUACAAGAACAGAGAGAUGCUGGAUAUUCUAAUCAAACACCUGCAUGUAGUUUCCACACACAGCCAGAAGAAUCUGAUGACGGUGUCUAACCUGGGUGUGAUUUUUGGCCCCACACUCAUGCGAUCGCAGGAAGAGACAGUGGCUGCCAUGAUGAACAUCAAGUUUCAAAAUAUAGUUGUGGAAAUUCUCAUAGAAAACUAUGACAAGAUAUUUCACCAAGCUCCAGACCCUAACGUCCCCCUGCCACAGCCUCAGUCUCGCUCUCACUCUCAGUCUCGUACCAGCGCUCCUCGUAGCAAAGCCAUCUGCCUGUCCACAGGAUCCUGCAAGUCCAGAGGCCUGUACCCUCCCGCUCUGUGUCUGGCUGAUGCUGACAGUGACACAUUUAGUAGCAGUCCUAGCAGCACUCCCAUGGGCAGUAUGGAGUCUCUCUCCUCACACUCUUCAGAGCAGAACAGCUGUUCGAAGACGGGCUCCCCUUCGUGUUCCAAACACAUGGCAUCAGGAAGUCUGUGCUGGACGACUCACUCUCCCUCCUCUAAUGGGCCUAAAAGUUCUGCAUGCACCACCAGCCCUGACUCCAGCUCUAAAGAGGACACCACCAAGACAGAUGGAGAAUGGGAAGAGGCGUUAAGUACGAGCCCAGGGGAUCGAGGGUCACCAGUACCAGAGCUCCUCCAGAAGCCCCUAGGGGAGCGACUGGAGGAGCAUGGUGAGGAACAGCGCAGCCUGUCCUCCUGUUCUUCUCUCACUUCUCUCCAUAUCUCUGAAGGUUUCAGGAGCUGUCACGGUUCCAUUCAGAGUCUUGUAUCACAGGGUCAGAGAGACAGUCUGAAGUCCCUGCAUCUGCCAGAGCUUCCUUCUAAAGAGACCAUAAGAUACAGAGCUGAUUCUUCAGCCAGCAAUGGCUACCAGAGACCUGGAUCUAUAGUGGCCUCUCGGGCAGCAAUCUUUGAGAGCCCUGUGAUUUCCCAACCUCUUUUGGGAAGAGAGGCAAAAGCCUUGUACUCCUGUCAAGCAGAGCACAGUCAUGAGCUCAGCUUCCCUCAGGGGGCGCUCUUCUCCGACGUGUAUCCCUCUGUUGAACCUGGUUGGCUUCAAGCAGCAUAUGAAGGCAAAACUGGACUGAUCCCAGAGAAUUAUGUGGUGUUCCAGUGAUGGGGAUGAAAAAGACAAAGUCCAUGGUAUCCAUGGUGAUCAUUUCUGAAAAAAGGGACCAUUUAUGUACAUUAAUGCCAAACUGUAUAUAAAUAGUUUUAUUGCAUAGCAUUAUAACCAGAUCAUUAACAUUUCAUAUGAUAAUGUUUUUUAGGAUGUAGAUAUUACAUUUGUCUUAAAUGUAUUAAUAGAUUUUAUAGCCUUCUCAGUAUAUGCAGUUGACUGUAUUAACACACAAAAUGGUCCAUAAUGCUUAUGGACUGUGAUAUUUUAAAACUGUAAUUCAAGAGAUGAGGUUGCUCAUAACUCUGAUCAGCGCUGUGGUACGGAUCUGAAGGAAACUAUAGAUUUGUAUUAUAUAAAGGGAAAAUGGCACCUGUACUAUAAGCAUACAAAUUAAUUCUGUCUGUGCAUAAAAGUUAAUGAAAACCAAAUGCUAACAGCACUCCUGCAGAAGAUAUUAUUGUCCAAUGUAAUACACAUGUGAUUAUUAGUGGUAUAUUUUAUUUCCUUUCUUUUAAUUGGUACCAAAAGAAGGAACUUGUUUGGUAGAUGCAGGUCAUCUGUAAUUUCAGUCUUUUGCUAUAUCAUUGAGUACAGACCUUUUAUUUCAACAGUAGUAAAAGUGUUAUUGAAUCUUGACACAUGAGAGAAAUCAUGUGUUGUCACCCAUUGAAAUUCUGUGCAGCUGGUACAAAACAUAGUACCUCUAGAUUCUGAUUCUUCAAAAAAGGACAUUUUAGUGUUCUUAUCAUUUUUGUCCCCGUAUUUUAAUAAAAUAUCUUCAAAUAUAUUUAAUUAUACUAAUGUACUUUAUAAGUUUUGUGGUGUUUGUUAAAACAGUGUUAUUUGUGAGUGUAAUAUAGUGCAUUUUAAAUGAAGUACAAUCAAGAAAGAGAAAAUACUUCUGACGUGUUAAAUUUUGUUGUUGAGUAUGUCUCAUAUACAUGUGUUAUUUUGUGCUCGGGGAAAAAAAAAUGCAUUUUAUGUAAUGGUUCUGCUGUAUUUUAUUUUACAUUGGUUUAGCAUUUCAAUAUUUUUAAAUGGAAAAAAAUAUGAUAUGCAGACUAUAAUAAUGGUCAAUAACAUUAAACAAAGUAAUUUAAUGUUUGUCUGGUCAUUUUCG